This is a messenger RNA of Microthlaspi erraticum, 813 nucleotides long. NCBI's taxonomy places the organism in Eukaryota, Viridiplantae, Streptophyta, Magnoliopsida, Brassicales, Brassicaceae. The record is from the annotation of a GenBank genome assembly.
AUGGUAUGCCCAUGUAGAGAUUGCCGCAAUUUGUGCCAUCAGUCUGUAGAGGAAAUUGUUGAGCAUCUAGUGAUAAGGGGUAUGGAUAAGAAGUAUAAGACUUCUUGUUGGAGUAUUCAUGGUGAAAAAAGAGCAUCUACAGAAGACAGUGGUCGUCGACAUGAAACAGAGGCAUUUGACUUGUUUAAGACAGCAUUCUCUAUGGAUGAAGGUGAACCAAAUCAGACGAAUGGUGAUGAAGCAUUAGAGGCAAACGACGAUGAAGCAGUAGAGGAAACUCAGUUUAGGAAAAAGUUAAGAGAAGCUGAAACUCCAUUGUACUCUGAUUGUAUCAAAUACACAAAGGUUUCAGCAAUUAUGGGACUUUACAGAUUCAAGGUUAAGAGUGGUGUGUCAGAGAACUACUUUGAUCAGCUGUUGGAUUUAAUAAAGGACAUGCUACCUGAAGACAAUGUACUUCCGAAGAGUUUAGCUGCAAUCAAAAAAUUUCUGAAGAUAUUUGGUUUCGGAUACGAAAGUAUUCAUGCUUGCAAGAAUGAUUGCAUUCUAUAUAGGAAGGAGUUUGAGAAGUUAGAUAGCUGUCCAAGAUGCAAAGUUUCAAGAUGGGAAAAGGAUAAGCACAGUAAUGAGAUAAAGGUUGGGAUUCCAACAAAGGUCCUUAGAUAUUUUCCAAUCAAGGACAGAUUUAGGAGGAUGUUUAGAUCAAACAAGAUGGCCGAAGAUUUGCGGUGGCACUAUACCAAUGGCACUGAAGAUGGUACAAUGCGACACCCGGUUGAUUCUAUAUCUUGGGCACAAGUGAAUGCUAAAUAG